GCUGCAAACUCAGUCCUGCUCUGCUGUACAGGGUGCAGGGCAGAGGGAGAGCCAAUCACCGAAACGCAGAGGCUCCCUUUAAGCCUGACAUAUCUCCAACAGGAACAAAUUGUCCCAACAAUCAACAUCCCAAACUGCUGCGCGCAUCAGGGGCUGGAGAGGAGAGGAUCAAGCCUGUGUAGGCCAGCGCUGCGCGAGACCAUUGCACUGGAUUGCACUGCGACGCGCCGCAAAAAACUAUUACUAACUCCUCAAACGCCCUCAGCUACUUUGGAUAUCGAGGUUUGUGGUUGAGGAGCCGGCUCGGACACCAUGUCAAUAUUACCAUCCUUUGGGUUUACGCAGGAGCAAGUGGCGUGCGUUUGUGAGGUGUUACAGCAAGGAGGAAACCUGGAGAGGCUCGGCCGCUUCCUGUGGUCUCUUCCUGCUUGUGAUCACCUCCACAAGAACGAGAGCGUCCUCAAAGCCAAGGCGGUCGUGGCUUUUCAUCGGGGGAACUUCCGAGAGCUUUACAAAAUCCUGGAGAGCCACCAGUUUUCCCCGCACAACCACCCGAAGCUGCAGCAGCUGUGGCUGAAGGCGCACUACGUGGAGGCGGAGAAGCUGCGCGGAAGACCGCUCGGGGCUGUGGGGAAGUAUCGCGUGCGGAGGAAAUUCCCGCUGCCCCGCACGAUAUGGGACGGCGAGGAGACCAGCUAUUGCUUUAAGGAGAAGUCCAGAGGAGUGCUGCGGGAGUGGUACACGCACAACCCGUACCCGUCUCCGCGGGAAAAGAGGGAACUGGCCGAGGCCACGGGGCUGACCACCACGCAGGUCAGCAACUGGUUCAAAAACAGACGGCAGAGGGACAGAGCUGCAGAGGCCAAGGAAAGGGAGAACAGUGAAAACAACAACGCGGGGGGAAACAAACAGAACCAGCUAUCUCCUCUGGAUGGAGGAAAGUCUCUCAUGUCCAGCUCGGAGGACGAGUUUUCUCCCCCUCAGAGCCCCGACCAGAACUCUGCGCUUUUGCUUCAGGGCAACAUGAACCACCCCGGGGCCUCGGCUUACCCCAUGUCCGGUCUGGGGGCCCCACAGUCGGUGCACGGCAUGCACGGACACCCACACCAACUGCAGGACUCCUUGUUGGGACCUCUAACCUCCAGUCUUGUGGAUUUGGGCUCUUAAAGAGACAAAUAUAAUUAUUAUAUUUUACCCAACGAGAAAACGAAGAGGACUGAUGAGUGUAUCAGAUUUAAAACAUGUACGAAAUAACAAUAUAGUAGCUUAUAUCUUAUAAUAUAGACUGACUUGUCUGUCGUUAAAAGGGUGAAACAAAUUUCCUCAAUUGGUUGAAACUGAACGCAUCCACAGGAGAUUUUUUCCAUUUCCCUGCGCGCAAAAGCAAAAAGGAUUACACUGAAACUCCGAACAGGACUUUAAUUUAUGAUAUUUUAUUAAGAUGUCCAGACAAUUAUAUCAAAUCUCCUGCGAUGGAAACUAAGAGGUAACGUUUUCACUAGUCCUGCUCAUUAGUUUCCAAUAAAACAGAAGUAGUGCAUUUGUCUCAUGUGUUAUCUGUGUGAAAAAGGAGUAUUUUUAGACGUUUGAUCCAGAAACUUGCGCAAAUCUGUUGAGCAUUUCUCUUCAAAAACAUAACUUUUUUUUUGGGGGGGGGUUAAAUGGAAACAAAUAAAAUAAAAUAAAAAAUAUGUAUGGAGAUACAUAGUUUUUAGUGAGAUGAAACCCGGCGGACUUUGCUUUCGAACAACAGUCAUCAAUGGGAAUUUAAAUUCUUCAGCAUCAGCAGCUGUCUGUCAGGAGAGGCUUGUUUACACAAAAACCAACCAAGCGUCUUUUAAACCACCCCCUCCUGCCCCACUCUAUAUUAUAACCUAGAAAGGAUUUCCCCCAAAUUUUUAAAAUACUUUUUGCUAUUUUCAUCUUUUUAUUUUGAAGUUUUACUUCCUUCCGUUGUGUUUCCUUUUUUGGGUCCAUGGGAAAGAGCCGCUACUCAUGCGUCUAGCUCCAACAAAUGAAAAAUCAAUUUGUGGAUUAGAAAAAAAACAAGCAAACAAACAAAAAAAUAUGAAUAAUAAAUACAAGGAUUGGGGUGUGGACAGCUGUCAUGUCCCCCCUCCCAUCAUGCUCUUUUCUUUGCUCAUGUCAAGGUAAAUUGUUUUGAGCAGAGAGCACCGAGGAUUUCCUGAGUUUAAUCUGAAACAGUCGCUGCUCGCAUUACUGCCUGAUUGCGAAGAUUGCAGAGACUGCAGGAGGUUGCAGCACCCUCAGCUUCAGUGGUGGGACUGGGAGCUGUUCUGCAUCCCAGAGGCCUCAUUCUUUGUCCUUGAGGUCUCUCUUUGGACGCCCCCCACCCCUCUCACCAUUACGGUGCUGGGAGCAUCAUCCCAUGGCACUGAAGGUUGUCUGCACGAGAUCUAUUAUUACAUUUAUUUUUCAAACGAAAGAGAAAAGUUUUGUAUUAAUUCAGACAUAAUGAUAAACGAGUAGUUCAGUGACAAUUACUAUGGUAAUAAAGCAAUUUUUGAGAGACCUUUUCAAAAUAAAUCAUCUAAUCAUUUCAAAUCUGUAGCUGUUUUAUUGCAGUUUAGUUACGACAAAUGUAUCCAAGUGACCAAAAAGUUAAAAAAAGUUGAAUGAAA
Molecule: messenger RNA, 2642 nt
Organism: Oryzias latipes (Japanese medaka)
Lineage: Eukaryota; Metazoa; Chordata; Actinopteri; Beloniformes; Adrianichthyidae
Gene: six1a
Product: SIX homeobox 1a
Biological process (GO): skeletal muscle fiber development; regulation of skeletal muscle cell proliferation; regulation of transcription by RNA polymerase II
Cellular component (GO): transcription regulator complex; nucleus
Molecular function (GO): DNA-binding transcription factor activity, RNA polymerase II-specific; RNA polymerase II cis-regulatory region sequence-specific DNA binding
Source: RefSeq, a predicted model, not a curated record